This is a messenger RNA of Dinoponera quadriceps, 6463 nucleotides long. RefSeq names its product galactosylgalactosylxylosylprotein 3-beta-glucuronosyltransferase P (gene GlcAT-P). Gene Ontology annotation, biological process: chondroitin sulfate proteoglycan biosynthetic process; carbohydrate metabolic process. The transcript has 6 exons. Lineage: Eukaryota; Metazoa; Arthropoda; Insecta; Hymenoptera; Formicidae. Gene Ontology annotation, cellular component: Golgi membrane. Gene Ontology annotation, molecular function: galactosylgalactosylxylosylprotein 3-beta-glucuronosyltransferase activity. Bases 564 to 1721 code for a protein of 385 amino acids. The record is from RefSeq and is a predicted model, not a curated record.
AAGCGUUAGAGAGAGAGAGGUGCCUGGAUGUUUGGAUUAUUACCUCUAAUCGUAUAUGUGCGCGCUAUUAGCUUCCACGGUAUACCGUGCAAAUAAACCCGCGUACACACACCGGUCGGUUGGACAAUAUUAAUCAACCGUGGAAAAACGACACUUCGACUCGUAUAUUUCAUGCGAGGCGUAAAAGAAGAAUGUUAGGCACGCGUUGAGCUCGACUUACGUCGCCGGUUCGUAUUAGCUUGACAGCACAUGCAAAGCCGCUGUUAAAACGCACGGAUCAACCGUGAUAAACAUUCGCGUGUUUGCGUAUUAUUAAUGCCGACUGGGAAAAGCGGACAAGAUAAAGCCGGUUUUCUGGCUCGGUGAACGAAAUGACGACUUGGUGUGACAUUCGCCGACUUUCGAGCCGAUACGAGUCGUUAAAGAUUCGAGUCCACCGCGUCGAUUUGAACUCGCUUCGUACCAGCAUCGAUUGAGCCUCGGGCAAGAAGCAGCUCGCGAUUCAGGAGAGGCAACGGAAACGACGGAGCAGCCGACACAUGUAGCAUUCGGGCAUCGGUAUAAUGAAGCCGUCCAUGAAAAUGGGAGUGAUCGCCUUGAUAGGGAUCUGCGUAGUGUUUUAUCAAUAUCACCUGUCCACCGGCGUUACUUUCGACCAAGUAACGGCCUUCAAUGCGGACAACCCUGCGGACGACGCCGGGGUUUUACCGAUCGGCGAAGAGGGCGAUAACUACAGCAAAACCUCCAGGCUCACCGAAGACAUGAUUCGGUACGCCGUGUACCGGGUGCAAAUGGCGAAUGGCCUGAGUCCGGAUAUAAGUUCGUUGCUCGUGCAGGAGCUUAUCAGCCAGUUGAGCAGGAACGUCUCGGUGGCCUCGAGAAAUAAUUCCAAGCUUCCGCAAACAGCCCCGACGACGAUGCACAAGGCGGCGACGCAGCUUCGUCAGUCGGCCCCGUCAAAUCCCGAGGAGCCCGCCGAGCCCUUGUACAUCAUCACGCCGACAUAUCGAAGACCGGAGCAAAUCCCCGAGCUCACGAGGAUGGCUCACACGCUGAUGUUAGUCAGGAACGUGCACUGGCUCGUUAUCGAGGACGCCACGGUCGCCACCAAGCAAGUCACCAAGCUGCUGGAGCGCACCGGCCUCAAGUUUGAUCAUUUAAUCGCUCCGAUGCCGGAGAAGUACAAGCUCAAGAAGGGCGCGAAGCCGCGCGGGGUGUCGAACAGAAAUCGCGGCCUGCAGUGGAUACGAGCGAACGCUACGAGAGGCGUGUUCUACUUCGCCGACGACGACAAUACUUACGAUAUUGAGCUUUUCGACGAGAUCCGGAAGACGAAGACGGUGUCGAUGUUCCCGGUGGGACUGUGCACCAAGUUCGGAUUGAGUUCGCCGAUCUUGAAGAACGGCAAGUUCGCCGGGUUUUACGACGGUUGGAUAGCCGGGCGGAAGUUCCCGGUGGACAUGGCCGGGUUCGCCGUGAGCGUGAAGUUCCUGCAGCAGAGGCCGAACGCCACGAUGCCGUUUCGCGCGGGCUACGAGGAGGACGGCUUCCUGAAGAGCCUGGUGCCGUUCGAGCCGCGCGACGCCCAGCUGCUCGCGGACAAUUGCACCAAGGUGCUCGCCUGGCACACGCAGACGAAGAAGAACGAGCCGAGCGCGCCGCUGGACAUGAAGCUAUACGGCACGACGAAUCUGGUGAAGCUGAAGCAGCAGAUAGUAUGAUGUCGGCGGGCCGGCUCCUCCUCGCGCGAGAAAUCUGAUAACCUGAAUCUUGUGAUCCCGCCCCCUCCUUCGCACUAGUUCAUCGGUGUCACUCCAAGGGAAUUCCUAGGUGCGGAAAAAAAUAAACUGUGCGAUUCAGUGCCUAAAGUAUCUACCCCCUCUCUCUCACGGCGGGAGGGAUCGUUAUCUUUAAGCGUAGCCGGUAAAACGAUCGUUUUUUUAUCAGCUUUUACAAUCCGCAGCAAGUAGCUCCCCAAGACGGUGCGCCCUUACCUCGAGAAAGGAAGGUAGGUAGGUAAAUAGGUAGAUAGAUAGGUAGGUAGGUAGGUAGGUUUCGCUCCGAGCGCAAUGACUCGGCGGUACGGUUUUAGCGAUUCAUACACGUAGAAGAGAGUUCGGUACCCUCCUGGUCUUCACUUCUCGGCCACUCUUCUCGCGCAUUCCUUGUUUCGUGCAUGCCGCCGCCCACUAACGCGAACAGGCUAAGUUCGUUCGCUAGUAUUAGUCCAGAUUUACAACCAGGUGCAAUAAACCCGUCUUUGACCUUUCGCUCUGAGCGAUAAAAUGCGACGUAAUUCCCGGCGAAAGACGUUGCUCGCGUUGCUGAAAAUCGAAGUGGCCCUUAAAUCGUAGGAAUCGUCUAAUAGCGCUGGAAGUAGCUCUUGGCUAAAAAUUACGUUGCAAUUUGGUGCUCCGAGCAAAAGUGCUGAAAACUUUACCGCGCCCAUUGUAGAUCCAGGUUUAGAAUAGUCGUUGAUCGGUGGUAUAUCGGACGAGCAAGUUCGCGCGGUCACGACCGAUCUCCUGACGUGUAUGUCGCGCAUCCUGCGCUAAUCAACGACCAAAGGAAGCAAACGAGUCACUCACCGUAAGGCUAAGCUCUUCUACUUAUCGUUUCGUUCCACCUCUGCGAAGGGACUCUCUUUUUUUUUUCUUUCCUCUAUUCUAUUCCGCGUUCUAUUCCAUAGUCAAGUUCAUUCCCAAGCUCGCCCCUGUUCGCGCGUACGACGCUGGGUCAAGAUCACGACACGACCAAAGAUUACGUUUAAGCGAUCACCGUGGAGGUGUUUUCUGCUACGGCUGGCUCUCACCGGGUUGAUCGGUCUCCCACUCGCGGGAUAGGUUAAGGAAAAACCCGAUACCGCUCGUCGAUCUAGGUGAAGAUUACGAUGCUUAACGAUCGUCGUUUUAGUCCUGCCCCGCUUCUUCACGCGUUUAGUAAGCAUAAGCGAUUACGAGAGAUAUAGAGCGAGUUAGAACGAGUUCCUUAAUAAGAAUUCCUCGUACUUCCCGGAGGAUUUUUCAGACGAGAAAAUAAAAUCAUGGAGAGAGAGAGAGAGAGAGAGGGGAAACAGAGAAUGCUCAAAAGCGACGAAAUAUGAAUAUUCGAAGUUUAAUACUCUCUGAAAUUCGCCGAUAUUAAAAGUUACCUUAAAGUUCGCCCGAACGUUGAAAGUUACGGUUUACGAGGACUUCCGAUUAAGAUACGAGAAAUUUCUUCGAUAGAUAUUCCCCCCGUUCGGAACACGCGAAGAUGGAAUGCACGAGACGUGUAUUAGUAGACGGAUACGUCCGACUUAUAUUAAUAAUUCGCGUAGCCUUCUGCGACGAGUGUCCACGAGUAUAUUCGGUCGCGUUCUUCACGAGCAACGCGUUCUCACGGCGACGCACGAUCGGUGGAACGAAUCGCGGAAUCUCCGGUGCGCGAGUGCUUAUCGUAAUUUAGAUCGUGUAAAAUCGGGAAGCCAGAGAAAAAUUUAAUUUUACGACUCAACGUCGAGGAAACGCGCGCACGAGCAUCGUCGCGGAACAGGCGUAUCCUCGGCUGCAUUUGACUGAAUAGGGAUACUUUUCAUUGUCGAGUCGCGCUCGUUGCCGCUCUUUCAUUUCUCCGUUUCCGACAUAAUAGCGUUUCUCACUCCGAAACACGCACGAUUGAUGCGCGGUGAAAUUACGAAGAGAGAGAGAGAGAGAGAGAGAGAGAACACCGGAUUACAAUCAAACAGACGAGCAUUCGCGUUUACCAGCCAUAUUUGUGCGUGUGGUGUCGAGAGAGAGAGAGAGAGAGAGAGAGAGUGCGUGUAGAGAUUUACGUACUUCCUAGAAAUGCAUAAUAAUAAUACCUAAAGCUACAUUUGACUCUUCUUACACGAUAUAGCUCGCGCUAGUCGGGUUCUGAGAUACUCGAUGUCCCUCGGGUAGGACUAAGAAAACUAGAGGAUAAGAAAGAUACACGUCACACGAAAAAGAGAAAGAGAGAGAGAGAGAGUUAAGCAAAAAAUCCAAAGAAAGAGUGAAAAAAGAAAAGAGAAUUUGUUUCUUCACGAAAGACGGCGUCGCUUUAGCACGAUCGAGGUUACAUCGAAUCACGGUGUACAGUGGAACCUUGAUAAAUCCCGACGCUUCUGUUACCACACAUAUCUCUUCGAAAAUUUUGACCAAUUUUAAACCAAACUUGUACAAUGUUUAGCCGAUUGCUCUAUAAAUAUAAUGUUACUUGUAAGUACACAUCAUCUACAUAUAUACAUUAUUAUAAUUUAUAUCUAAAUUGGGAGUAAAAACGUAGUCAUUCUAAAUGAGAGAGACAGUUUACAAUAAGAGAACAAUCGAAAGGAAUCUGCAAGAUUCAAAGACUAAUCAUUGGCUAGAACGUUAAUCGUCCGCUUCGCUAGUUCGGGCAUUAGGAGUUCUGCUGUACGAACGCUCGAAAAAAAAUAUAUAUAUCGAGGAGGCAAGCUGCCUCCUCUUUUCUUUUUGUAAAUUUGUAUGUAUCCGGCAGUACCCUCGAUCGUAAUAGUAUCUUUCGACGUCUUUGAGAUCGAUAUCGAAAAACGAUUAUGCCAUUAGUUAGAUCAGAGAGAGGAGGGAGAGAAUGCAACAGCUUACAAGCAUCUUCCCGAAGGUGCAUAUUUUACUGCGACACUUUGAGUUUUUCAACUCUUUUUUUUUCGAGAGAGACAGAGUGAUCUACCUUAUCUUACCUAGCGUGUAACGCUUUAUAGCGAUAGACAUAACAACUUCAGCGCGUGGAUGAUAAUAAUGUAAUGCUAGGACGUGAAUUAUAUCGUGUCACUGUGACACCAAACUCGAGAAGCUAUAUAGUAUAUAUAUAUAUAUAGUAUGUAUAUAUAUAUACUAUAUAUAUAUAUAGUAUGUAUAUAUAUAUACAUUAAAUAUAUACGUUAAUUGCACUACUUAGAAAUCGGUCAGAUGUCAAGAGCGAUAUUAUAUUUCUCCCCAUCACAUAUCCUGCCGGGAUGUGCGGAGGUUUGUGUACAGAAAAAAAAAUAUAUAUAUAUAUAUAUAUAUAUAUACACACACACACACACACACACACACUCUAUUUACGUUCCAAAUUCGAUUUGUGUGAACGGUUCGCAAUAAACUCACGACAAGCAAUACGCGCGAUUUUCGCGCGGUUAGAUAGUAGGGAGAGCGAGAGAAGGAGAGAGAGAAAGAGAGAGAUGGGACGAUUAUUAUCCUCGUUUUAUUGGAAAGCCCAGAUCGUAUAGGGAGAGUACGUUAUAAGUAGUUUUAAUUUCGAAGAAUCCCCCUAGAGAGUACUCAGCGUUGAUUCGUAACUGUUUGUGAUAUACGAUUGUAUUGUUUUAAACGCAUCGAUUCCCUGUUCGAAGCAACAAAGACUACUCGUCGCGGAUAAUGCUCAACGUUCCGGCAAUCGAGAGGCUGAGUGGUACAAUAUAUAUAUAUAUAAUAUAUGUGUGUAUAAGCCGGAAAGUGUACGUACUGGUCUUGAUUUCCAAAGGGUAAUUAGUUUCUUAGUUUGUCCGUGUUCCACACGCGCACACAUUCGAAAGAAUUGGGAGCCACUCUUCGAAGAAACGAAAAGACAGUGACGGCGCGUAUUUCCUUUACUGUUCUCCACUAUUGAUAAAAAAUGCAUUUGUUUCUCCUUCAGUUCGGUGUAUUCGCGAAGAGGGGUGGCUCAAAAUUAUUCCGAUGCGCGCGCGACGCUUAUUUUUCAUUUGUACGAAAUUUACUUUUAAGAUUACAUUUUGUAUCGGAUCUGAUUUGCGCAAGAGUACAUAAUUCUUUACUAUGUGAAUAAAGACAAAGUUUACUAUAAAUGAGAGAAUGUUCGCAGAUUACAUCUCGGUACCUUUUACUAAUAUCGUCGUUAUGUUCAACGAGGGAACGGCAAGAGAAAUAGUUAUACACGAGAGGAAGAACGAUAAAGAUAGGGAAUUUUAACAGUUUUAAGUCGUCGUCGGAUAUGUUUAAUGUAUAUUGUGCGCCGACGAUGACGCGCGUUGCGAAAUUAUGACAGGCUGUUACUGUACAAAGACAAAUAGCAGUUUUGCCAUAAGUUUCAAUCAUGAACAAUAAAUUAUUGUGCGUCAAAAAAACAGUCGAUUAUGAAUAACUUGAUAACCCUUGACUCGUCGAUAACGUAAAAUAUAUAAUAGAAACCCAGGAAAAAUUGUGCCGUCGGCACAAAUUUUUAUCUCUGUGCAUGCAAAAUAAAAAUGUUAUCCUUUGUUUGCACAGAAUGCCGAGAGCGUCUGCAGAAAUUUGCAUUUUUGUGGUUGAACGCGCGUCGAUUAUGGAGACCUUCCGGGCUCGUUUUCAAACUAUUUUUUUUCUAACGUGUAUCGUCCCGCGAAGUGUGAAGUACUGUCAAUUGUUUGCACACGCCGCACCGGAGCGGCGGAAAUUUUAAUUUGUGCGAUUGUUCGUGCGCGCGCGGUCUUUCCUAUUUUUCCCUGUUUAUUUAUGUUAAU